AAUUAGUUUAAAUAAUGAGGUGGGUGUACUCUGUUCUUGAUUUGAUUUAAAAACAAUGAUCCUAAAUGAAAUGAUUUAAAAAUGAGUCGUGUGUAAGCUGCUAAACAUUGUAAAUUAUACUCCAUUCCAAUAUAAACUCAAAGGUGUCCAUUAUUAAUGGUCGCAAAGAGGCGAGCGAAGCCAUCGUAAAUGGCUGAUGAGGAUGCAAAAUCCAAUGAUAGGAGUGUAUCAACACUCGUUGAGGCCGGUAAAAGUAAAAAAACGAAAUCAAAAAAACGAUCGAAUCGUAACAAGAUCGAUUAUCGUGUUAUGGUACGAUGUUUCAUCAAAUUUUUAACACGUGUGUUAAAAGUAUGCCAAGAGAACAAAAUACGGCAUACGGAUAUUGCGUCAAAUGUGAUACCAGCAUUGUUGGACGUAAUCCUACAUUGUAAAUGGAAUAAAGUCUCUCCCAUUUAUAUCGAUCAGGUUGUUACGCUAUUGGGCCAUUUAUCUGUUGUUUCUGAAAAAGAAACGGAAUGGGUUGUCAGAGAUUUGAUUGCAGUUGUUAAAUCACCAUGGAGACGACCUCUUAUCACAUCCAUGUUACAUGGUGUCGAAGAUUUGAAAAUUGAGGAAGUGUUUGAUCUGUUAGCAAAAGAAGGUUUACUUGUUGUGAAUCGUGUACGAUCACUUUUGGAAAAUAAGCUAACGAAAUUAUGUUUGAACUAUUUAACAUGGGUGUAUCGAUGCUUUACCUGGGACAAGCGACCCAUCCAAAAUACAGUUAGUUUACCGAAUAGACAAUUUAUUUUUGAUAUCUAUAUAAUAUUGUUAAACGAUCUAAAAAGUACUCGUGAGAUCUUUAACGUGUUAAAAUCAUUUUCUAACGAUGAGAUAAUGCUAAUGGUUGAUCGAUUUCGUGCAGAACAUAAUCGAUCCGAUAUUGCGUUAAAAAUAGUCAAUAUGCUUAUUUUAAGAAUGUCCAUAAAUGUGCUUGAAACAAAUGAAUACAUUUUGUAUUCACGUUCCGUACAAAUUUUCUGUGAAAUGGCCACGAAGCGUAACGUAACUGAUAGUACCGUGGCUGAUAUCAAAAAACAAUUGAAUUCUGUAUGCAAAUUAACAGCAACAUCUGAUCAUAUUUAUGCUAUUGCGCAAGAACUUUUUAAGCAAUUUUCCACGAAUCGUGAGGUGGUAACAUUUGUAAUUGAAUUAUACAUACGUGGUUUAACAACUGACGCAAAUGCAUUAGACAAAGCGAAAUGUGUUUUGAAAGAGCCAGAAACUGUACGAGAACUCGGUAAUAAAUUAUCACGUGUAUUCCAAGAGGUCGCAUCCAUAUUCCCUGAAUACGAGUUACGCCGUGAAUUUGUAUUAAACGCAUUCUGUGUGAAUCCAUGUGCGGAAACAUUUAAAGUACUUGAGAAUGUGGCGAACGAUGCGCCACAGCCAAAACCAUCGUCAGCAUUACCUGAUGAUUGUACGUGGCAUAGUCUAACAAAAUCAGGUACGCAUUUAUGUUUUACAUGUGGGGGGCUAUUCUCACAUGACGACGAUAAUUGGGUAGAGGAAGUGCAAGUGUACGAGGAACCUGAUCCAACAAAGUUAUUGGAUCCACAAAAAACAUCGUUUGCUCCGCAUUUAUGUGAUGAUCUAAAUGUGGUUUUAUCCAGCACUCGUAUACAACAGUUACAUUGGAAUUUGGAUCGAAACGAAAUGUUUACGCGAUGUCGUAACUACAUUGAACAGUACAAGGACUUAAAAUUAAUGUUAUCCAAAGAAUUGGAGUACUUGAACAUCGAUUAUAAUCAGUUUAAGGACUUGCCAGGAAUCAAUUACGCAGAUGAUCCAUAUGCAGGGGUUGAAAAAGGCUACGAACAUUUUAUUGAAUUCAGUGAGGAUGAUGAAUUCGAGGAGGAAGAUUUUGAAGAUGUUCGAUCAGAUUCUAGUCGAAAUCGAAACGUUGCACGUUCAAAGAAAUCUGAAGAUAGUCAAGAUUCACGAUCAAGGAGGAAAUAUGAUUCAGAUAAUAGUGAGGAUUAUCUACCACCAUCAAGUAAUGUUGGGCGUCCACGCAAACCAGUUGAUCCAAACGCACCCAAACCUAAAUUGGGUCGCCCUAGAAAGAUUAUUGAUGCAAAUCAACCAAUUGUUGCAAAAAUUAAAACUGAGAAAAAACGUAUUGUUAAUCCAUCAGUUAAAACCGCUAAAACUGAUUUAAUUGAUUUAACGAAAUCCGAUUCGAGUUCAGGUGUUGAAGAAUAUUUUAAUUCAACCAAAUCCUCUGGUGUGCAACAUCAUCUUUCACCGUUCGGACCAUUUGGACCCACUGUAACUACACGUGCUCAACCCGUAACACCCAAGUAUAGUGCGAUUAUAUAUCCUAAGCCUAGUACCAUUACAACUGUAACAUCUAGUAUUCCUGGAACAUCGAAUACUUUGGUAACAUCUGUAUCAUCUGGUAUUCCUGGAACAUCUGGUACUUCGGUAGCACCUGUAUCAUCCAGUGUUCCUGGAUCGUCUAAUACUUCGAUAACAUCUAUAUCAUCCGGUAUUCCUGGAAAAUCUUUUACUUCAGUAUCACCUGUAUCAUCCGGUAUUCCUGGAUCAUAUAAUACUGUGGUAACAUCUAUUUUAUCCGGUAUUCCUGGAACAUCUAAUACUUUGGUAUCACCUGUAUUAUCCAGUAUUUCUGGAAAAUCUUGUACUUCGGGAUCACCUAUAUCACCCAAUUUUCUUGGAUUCUCUAAUACUUUGGUACCGUCUGUAUCAUCCGGUAUUCCUGGAACAUCUUGUACUUCAGUAUCACCUGUUGUUACAACUACAGUGAGUAGUAAUACAAAUACAGUGAAAUCUUUACGAGCAUUUAGGCCGACGAUUCGUAAGCAAGAGAAAACAUUAUUUUCACAAAAGUUAUUAAGUACUGCAAAUCUAUCACCACAGUCAACUGGACCUGGGUCUGGGUCUGGAUCACCUUCGACGCUUACACCGUUGUCUCGACCUGUUGGUAAUUUAAAUCCUGGUACAUUAGCAAUGCGUAACUAUUUAGUACAAAAAUAUGGCAAUAUUCAACCAAAUAUACCUGCUGCGCAUUCUCAGCAAGUGUCAUUAGCAUCAACUCUUGGAACAGCAGCUACUGCUUAUAAUUUAAGUUCAACGCUAACAACACUUGGAUCCAUAGCACAAAAUUUAAGUUCAACAUCUAUAUCUACAGGAUCUACCGGUCUUAAUUUAAGUACUACUACAACGACAACACUUGGAUCCACGGCUCAUAAUUUAAGUUCUACAACACUUGGACUGAAUCCUCAAAAUUUGAGUUCAACAUCUACAACAAUUGGAUCUCUGAAUAUCUAUAAGCAAAGUACAAUAUCAACAUCAACGCUGCUGGGUCCAACUGGCUCUACUGGCUACAAACCAAGUAAUCCUAAUCCUAAUCCAUUAAGGACUCAAAAUUUAAGUGGUACAUCUACUUCACAGAAUUUAAAACUUGGAUCUGCUGUGAAGAAUUUAAGUACAGCAUUUGGACCUAGUAGCUAUAAUUUAAGUUCACCUGAAGUAUCAAUAUCAAAAACAUUACAGGAAGCUAUGGCUUAUAAUUUAAGUUCUACCUCCAGGCCUCCACUUCCUACACCUACAACUAAUUUAAGUAUCACAUCUUCUGGUUCUGGUUCUAGUCCUAGUGAACCUGGUUAUAAUAAAAGUACUUAUCAAAUGGCAUCAACAAUCGAGGAUGUGAUAAAAAUGCACUCUAUACCAUCUACAUCUACAUCUACAUCUACAUCUUCUAGUGAUCAUUUGGAUCCAACAAAACAAGUGAGUUCGUUAGAAAUUACUAAAUCGUUUCAUGACCCACAAACAUUAUUGCACAACUUACUCGCAAACCAAGUAAAGAAACGUAAAAGUGAAUCAAGUGAUCUAACAGACCCAAAUAAUCCGCUUGUUAAGAAAAAACGACCCUACACACGUAGAAAACCAAAAGAUUCAACUACCAUUACUAGUACGAAAUCAUUACAAUCUGUGAUAUCUGAUAUACGUUUUGCUCAAAAUACUAAUCAACAAACAGUUCAAAUUGAGAAUCAACAAAAUCAAAAUAAAUCGUUCAACAACGAGUCAAUUACCAUCACUAAAGUCAUUGUUGAUUCUGAACAAACAUCAUCAAAAGUCAAUGAAACAAAAAAUCAACAAACUAUUGUUGAGUCAAAUACAAGUCAAAAUCGAAUGGAAACAAACGAGUUUGAUUCAAAUCAACGUUUAAUGAUACCAUCACCUUCUACCAAUCAAAUAAAGACUCAAAAUCAACGAACAAAUGUGAACGAGUCAACAAUCGUAACAAGUCCACAAACAAAUCAAUUUAGAAACGUAGAUUCGAUGUCAAUAACAUCGUCACCAUUAUUGACAUCUACAGGUCAAAUGGAAAAUCAAAAUCGUACAAAAAUCAAUGAAUCAACAUCAAAUCAACAAAAUGUAUUACCAUCAAUGAAGAAUCAAAUAGAAACGAAAAAGAUUGAAUCAACAUCCGAUCAACAAUUUUUAUCGCCAUUUAUGAAGACUCAAAUACAAACAAAAACGAAUGAAUCAAAUUCAGAUCAACAAAUUUUAUUAUCAUCUAUUAAUAAUCAAAUAGAAACGAAAAAGAAUGAAUCAAUAUCGGAUCAACAGUUUUUAUUACCAUCAAUGAAAGAUCAAAUAGAAUCAAAAAAUAAUGAAUCAACUUCAGAUCAACAGUUUUUAUUACCAUCUACGACGAAUCAAAUAGAAACGAAAAAGAUUGAAUUAUCUUCGGAUCAACAAUUUUUAUUACCGUCAAUGAAGAAUCAAAUUGAAACAAAAAAGAUUGAAUCAACUUCCGAUCAACAAUUUUUAUUAUCAUCUAUGAAGAAUCAAAUAGAAUCAAAAAAGAAUGAAUCAACACCGGAUCAACAGUUUUUAUUACCAUCUACGAAGAAUCAAAUAGAAACGAAAAAGAUUGAACCAACUUCGCAUCAACAAUUUUUAUUACCAUCAAUAAAGGAUCAAGUAGAAACAAAAAAGAUUGAAUCAACACCGGAUCAACAAUUUUUAUUACCAUCAAUGAAGGAUCAAGUAGAAUCAAAAAAGAUUGAAUCAACAUCAGACCAACAAUUUUUAUUACCAUCAAUGAAGGAUCAAACAGAAACGAAAAAGAAUGAAUCAACACCGGAUCAACAGUUUUUAUUACCAUCAAUGAAGGAUCAAACAAAAACGAAAAAGAAUGAAUCAACACCGGAUCAACAGUUUUUAUUACCAUCUACGAAGAAUCAAAUAGAAACGAAAAAGAAUGAAUCAACAUCGGAUCAACAAUUUUUAUUAUCAUCAAUGAAAGAUCAAAUAGAAUCAAAAACUAAUGAAUCAACUUCAGAUCAACGGUUUUUAUUACCAUCAAUGAAGAAUCAAAUAGAAACGAAAAAAAAUGAAUCAACUUCAGAUCAACAGUUUUUAUUACCAUCCAUGAAGGAUCAAGUAGAAUCAAAAAAGAUUGAAUCAACAUCAGAUCAACAGUUUUUAUUACCAUCAAUGAAAGAUCAAAUAGAAUCAAAGAAGAAUGAAUCUACAAUUGAUUCAACAAUAUUAUUUGAUGAUACAGACGAUUUUGACGGAUUCGAUCAUUUACAAACAAUUUCUCAAAUUGAAGCAAAUAUUAACAAGUUAGAAAGUUUUAGUCGUGAACAAGAAAAGAGUUCAACUGUUGUUGAUUCAAGAGAGAUACCUUCAACGUCAUCUAUCAGUCAGUCUAUUGAUGACGCUAAAAAUGAUCAACAAAUGAAACAAGUUAUUGAAAUAUUAGAACAACAAAGUGAUAUGAUUGCUACUGAAUUGUCAAAUGAUUGUGAGAGAAAUGUACUAAAAUCUAAAACUCAACUAAAUGUAAAAUCAUCAACUGAAUCAAUUGUUCAACAACCUAAUGUUAACGCUUUUGCGAUCACUUCGACAGAUACAGAUACAAAAUCUUCAGAAAUAUACGAAACGAAAUACCAUCAUAAACAAGUUUAUCAAAAUAGUAUUAUUUCUCAAAUUGAUUUCUCGGAUUUACUGAAAUCAACAGAUUCAGCUGAAACAAAACAAAGAACCCAUUCAGAAUUUGAGAAUUUAUUUAAAAAUUUGGAGGAUGAUCAACAUUCCAACAAACAAGAGUCAGAUUCAACGGAUCAGAAUCAAUUACAAACUCAUUCCAAAUGUGAUCAAAAAAUCUUACAUUCCGAUGAUAACGAGUCAAAAUAUUCACCAAAACAUCAUUUUUAUAGAUUUUCUUAUCAAAAAACUGUGGAAGUAAAAUCAUCCUCCAGUAAUAAAGUUCUUGAAGUUAAACCUAACGAAGCUAAGGGAAACGAGACCAAAGAAAUAGAAGAGGCGAAAAUAACACCAAGUGGAUCUUCGACAUUGAUGUCAACGAAGCGUGUCACACCUACAAAAUUGUUUAGUUCACUUGACGAAGAAUCAUCAAAAAAUUCACGCGAAAAACUAGCAGAUAAUAAACCCAAAACAACAUUGCCAAAAUUAACAGAUAAUAAGCAAAAAACAAGGCCCAUUAUUUCACCAAAAUUAGAAGAGAAUAAACCACAAACAACAUGGCCAAUCAUUUCACCAAAUUUAGAAGAUAGUAAAACAAAAACAGCAUGGCCAAGUCCUUUAAAAGGUUCUAAAGAUCUCUUCGAAAAUAUUUUAUCAGAAAUAGAUCAAGCAGAACCUUCAAAAUUACUCACAAGCGAGGAAAUACCUUCGCAACCGCCCAAAGUAUUUUCAAGUUUGUUAGAAUAUUCGAAAGACGAAGAAGAUCCAACUAUGUUACGAGCUGUAUCACCUUCUUCCUUAGAUAUUUCAUCAAAAAACGAUGAAUGUGAUUUUUUUCGGAACGAUCCAUCCGAAAAAAACAGUACCAAUAAAAUUACCACAUUUACAGAAGCCUUAAAAUCACUUUCAGGGGAAAUUAGUCGAAAAUCUGACUAUUCUACAAUAGAUGUUAGUCCGCGUAAAGUUACAAAAGAAACUGAAGAAAUACCUGAAAAACCAGCUCAGCUUGAAUCAGACACGAAAUUAUCAUUUGCAAAUUUUUUUAAUAAAUCGCCUCCGAAGAUCAAGGAGGCGAUUAUAUCAGAGAAUACAGAAACACAGAAAGAUGUUCAAGUUUCAAUUUCAAAAAACAUCGAAAGUAUAAUUGAUCAAAAAUCAGUUACAGAACCGAAUACUUCAACUCCCAUACCAAAAAUUGUUCAAAUUGAAAAAGUUACCAAGCCACCUCUUAAACUUUCUAAUUCUGUAGAGAAUAAACCUCAAUCCAACCCAACCAUAAAACCUACAAUUUCGGCUACAAUUUCAAAAAACGUAGAAACAAGCAAACCCUGUAGUAAAACGCAAUCGACACAGACAACAAUUUCUCAAAAUAAACCUAUUAUAACCUUAACAACUACCGGUUGUGAGGUAGAAGCUAGUAAGUUUAUAACAGCAUUAAAGGUGUCAGUAUCUCAAACAGCUACAUCUGGUGUUGAAAACAAACAAACACAAUCGAAGGUUACAUCUGAGUCAAAACCAAGUGCCUCAGGUCCAAGUGGUUUAAAUUUAACAGCAUUGGGUAAUUCUUUACGUCUUAUAAAAGAAGGUGACGAAUAUCGUUUUGUUUCAAAACCAAUUACAGCAUCGUCUUCGUCUUCUUCUACAACAUCCUAUAACAAUUUCUCAUCAUUAAUCACAGAAGUUAAGAAGAUUAGAAAAGGCCAAGAAGCAACUGCAGCGCAACAAAAUAAACAAAACCAGGAGACUCAAUCAACAAUUUCUCAAAAUAAACCUAUUAUAACCUUAACAACUACCGGUUGUAAGGUAGAAGCUAGUAAGUUUAUAACAGCAUUAAAGGUGUCAGUAUCUCAAACAGCUACAUCUGGUGUUGAAAACAAACAAACACAAUCGAAGGUUACAUCUGAGUCAAAACCAAGUGCCUCAGGUCCAAGUGGUUUAAAUUUAACAGCAUUGGGUAAUUCUUUACGUCUUAUAAAAGAAGAUGACGAAUAUCGUUUUGUUUCAAAACCAAUUACAGCAUCGUCUUCGUCUUCUUCUGUAACAUCCUGUGACAACAAUUUCUCAUCAUUAAUCACAGAAGUGAUUAGAAAAGGCCAAGAAGCAACUACAGCGCAACAAAAUAAACAAAACCAGGAGACUCAAUCAAAAUCCAUCCAUCCAAAACCUGCAACGAAAACAUCACUUACAAAUUCGCUUCCAUCUAAAACGAAAAAUGAUAAAAAAUUAAAAAGCAUACUUAAAACAUCCGUAGAUGUAAAACAACCUCCAAUAAAAAACACUCAAACGGUUUUAGCCAAACAAACGGUUCUAGCCAAACAAAUUUUAUCAACUCCUACGAAUGUCAUAAAACCGGGAACCUCGGUUCAUGUAAAUAAUCGUCCUAUGACUGUAAAAUCAAUUUUAUUUGCACCUACGAAUAUUUUACCAUCAAAAGGUACCCAGGGUAACAAAUUAGGGAAUAUUACUGUUCUAACAACCACUCCACUGACAGCAUCUAUUACAAAACCUACAGGAAUACCAGGAAAGUCAGUUAACAAUACAAAUUCCACGAUCGUAAAACAAACGACUGCUCCAGCGGCAGCAUCUAUUACAAAACCUACAGGAAUUCCAGGAAAAUCAGUUAACAAUACAAAUUCUACGAUCGUAAAACAAACGACUGCGCCAGCGGCAGCAACUAUUACAAAACCUACAGGAAUACCAGGAAAGUCAAUUGACAAUACAAAUUCCACGGUCGUAAAACAAACGACCGCAUCUAUUACAAAACCUACAGGAAUUCCAGGAAAAUCAGUUAACAACACAAAUUCCACGAUCGUAAAACAAACGACUGCUACAGUUUCAUCAUUUAUUACAAAACCUACAGGAACUCCAGGAAAAGUAGUUAUAAAUACAAAUUCCACGAUCGUAAAACAAACGACCGCAUCUAUUACAAAACCUACAGGAAUUCCAGGAAAAUCAGUUAACAACACAAAUUCCACGAUUGUAAAACAAACGACUGCUACAGUUUCAUCAUUUAUUACAAAACCUACAGGAACUCCAGGAAAAGCAGUUAUAAAUACAAAUUCCACGAUUGUAAAACAAACGACCGCUCCAAUGACAGCAACUAUUACAAAACCUACAGGAAUUCCAGGAAAAUCAGUUAACAAUACAUAUUCUACGAUCGUUAAACAAACGACCGCUCCAGUGGCAGCAUCUAUUACAAAAACUACAGGAAUUCCAGGAAAAUCAAUUAACAAUACAAAUUCCACGAUCCUAAAGCAAACGACCGCUCCAGUGGCAGCAUCUAUUACAAAACCUGCAGGAAUUCCAGGAAAAUCAAUUAACAAUACAAAUUCCACGAUCGUAAAACAAACGACGGCUCCAGCGGCAGCAUCUAUUACAAAACCUGCAGGAAUUCCAGGAAAAUCAAUUAACAAUACAAAUUCCACGAUCCUAAAACAAACGACCGCUCCAGUGGCAGCAUCUAUUACAAAACCUACAGAAAUUCCAGGAAAAUCAGUUUCGUUAACUGAUAAUACAAAAUCCACGAUCGUAAAACAAACGGAAAGAAAACCACUGAUACGAAAAAGUGAAUUUAAACCGUUAACAACGUUUACGAAUUCAUUAAAGAUAGCACGUGAAUCAGAAACAAUUAAACAGGUACCAAAAUCUGGUAAAUUGAUAAACAUUUGUAAAAGAUCAUCAGAUCCGAUAAUAAAUAUCACCGAAUCCGAUGAUGAUAUCGAAAUAGCAAUAACAAAUCAACAAGCACCUUCUAAAGCUAACCAACAAGCUGCUCCGAUAACAUUUACGAAUAUAUUAAAAAAUCAAAGAGUAACUCCUCCAUUACUCAAAAAAAACAAUAGCCCCCCUUCACCGAUGAGUAUUGAGUACGAAAAUCAUGAAGGAGUUAAACAAACCGUAUUCGUACAAACAACCAAACAUUCUGGAAAGAUUCAAUCAAAGAGUUCCGAUUCUCAAUCAUCAUCAUCGAAUGAAUCGGAUUUUACGGUUGUGCGUACCUCAAAUGGAUACCUUGAAGUGAAACCAACAGCUAAAUCAAAUUUACAAAUGGCGAAAACAUUUAAAAUUGAAUACGUUCACCAGAAUGACAAUGUCCCAGAUCUUGUUCCAUUCUCAUCGAAUACGAAACGUACGGAAUUAGGUAAACGUAAAUUAAUAACCGAAAAUCAGGCACCAUCUUUAGGUACAAAGCGUUCUAAGAACAGUAAUGCUGGCGAAGGAUGCAGUGGAACAAUGGAUUCUCCUCAUAAUUUUCAGGAAUCAACAGGAGGUGCGCAACAGAACCCAAGGAGUAGCCCAAGCCCAUCAACGAAUAAUGUAUCGGUGCAACAAACGACAACGGUACCGAGUUUAUCCACAAUUGUCACAUCACCAAAUAUAGUACAAAAUUCGUCGAAUACAACAAAUGGGAGCACAGUGUCAGUGGUACGUAGCACGUCAGCAAUUAUCACCAAUUCAACCACAUUAUCGUCAUCAAAUACAGAUACACCAACUCUGGUCAACAUGCUGAUACAUCGACCUACGAUACGCACUCAUAGCCAUCAUCAAGAGAUGACUGGAGCUGGAGCUGGAGUUACAGCCACAGCCUCUGGUGCUACUAGACUGAAACAAAUGUAUCAUCAAUCAACAGUGGCAGUCAACAGUGCAGCGGAUGAAUCACAUUCAACAGCGGUGUCAACUGUAACAGUGAGUUCAACACCUGUAUCAAAUAUAAUACGUGCGACUGCAACUGGAGUGACUUCAAAUCAUCAAGUAUCUGUAGCUGGUGGUCCUGGUCCUGUUGGUACAAUACAAGUACGUGGAGCUACAGCAGGCACAACAUCAGGUACACCUCAUCUUCUAUCAUUUGUUAACUCAUCCCAACUGUUAAAAUCGAUCUCAACCAGUGAUGGUGUCAAACCGUUACAACUACUCUACAAAAUAUCCGAUGGUAAAACAUACAUAACACCUGUUUCCUUAUCGGCUUCCUCGUCUGUUAAAAUGGCAACUGUGAAUAAACAACAAACUGGUGAAAUUGUUAAAGUUGAAGUGAUCUCACCCACAUCCAAGUUAACAUCCACACACACACACGCAGGCGCAAUCGGUUCGUCAUCAGCUCGAUCGGUUUUUGAAGAGACUUAUGCUAAAUUCAUUCAUAUUGGACGUACAAAUCAAACACAAACAGUUAAUAAUAAUUCAACAUCUGCGCCUGCGUCAUCAUCUAGUGAAAGUAUUACAAUCACAUCUAGUGCAGGUACAGCUACAGCUACGGCACAGCUAAGUACUUUACCAAAAUUUCAACAAGCAUUUGGUAAAACGACAAAUUUUUCGAAUAGCCAAACAACACGUAAUACUGAUCAACAACCAUUGCUGUUGGUUAGUAAAAUGGGUGGUGCGAGUGUUGUUGCAGUUUCAAGUGCACCAUCUUUAUCGCUACCAGUUACUUCAACAAUUACAUCAACCACAUCAACACCCAUCACUGUGGUACCGGUGUCAGUGUCUGUGUCAAUUGGUAACACAGUUGGUAGCACUACUUCGACAAUACAGAGGGCAAUCAGCAACAGUAAUCAGCAACAACAACAAAUAAGAUUGAUUAAAACAACCAACAAUAUCGCUAACAAUAAAAUCGCUAACAUCAUUGAGAACAAGAACGAAAGUAAUGAUGUUGACAGUAACGCAUCAAACGAUAGUUUACCACCUUCCAGUGCCAGUCAAACUGUUAGUUUAGUAGCCAGUCAAAGUCAAAAUCAAAGUAGUGGUGGUCAAACUACUGGUCACAGUCACAGUCAAACAGUUUUAACACCAAUGCGAUUAGCUUUACCAAUUGUUCAACGAACUGGUGCUGGUGGGAUCCCAACGACACGUGUAAUGACACCUGUGUUGUUACGCCAACGCGUUUUACUUACAUCUGGCACCGUUGGCACUCCAAUACGCUUGCCACAAAAUGCCCGUGUACUUACUAGCAAUAUGAAUGCUCUCGAACCUGCUGUCAGUUCAUCCACAUUAGAGCAGCUACGUGAAUUUGAUAAAGUUUUCGAGAAGGUUAAAGAACGUAGCACAACCAGUACAGUUCAACCAGCAACAUCUGUGUCAUCAACAGCGACAACUGUUGUUACAGCAACUGUGCCAUCAACGACAGUUUCAACUGUUGUUUCCACAAGUUGUUUCGUCAGCAAGUUAGAGAAUUCAAAUACAACAGCUGACACAUCAGACGACAGUACACAGACAUCGAAUCGAUCGUCGACACCUAUAAUGGCGACAUUUCAAACAGCGCCCCAUAUUGACACAUCAAAUUUAGUUGUUGGAUCUCAACAACAGCGCGUUAGUGUUGCAUACGUUUCUGGUCAAUUGGGGCAAACGAUAUUAUCAUCACCUGUUGUCGUUAUGCAACAACAACCGAUGUCAAUGUCGAUGGCGUCGUCAACACCUUCACCAGCACUUAGUGUGACCUCACAAAGUAGUUCUUCAAGUCCAUCAUCCAGUAGCAAUGCUAACAAUAAUCCCAAUUCCAUAUCGUCUUCCAAAUCAACACCAAUCAAAUUAAAUGCAACAGUGAACAGUCAGACAGCGGUCACAGCGGCCUCCAAAACAAUUAAAAAUAAACCGAUCAAACCGAACACACAAGCUAGUCCAUUAAAAGCAUCACCCGUGCCAAAACCACAACAGAAACCUCAAGAGGAUGAGGGUACUGCACAAAGAAUAUAUUCAAUCUUAGCUGAAUACGCUGAACAGUUACGUAAUUCACCAGAUUUAAAUAAUAAACCAGCUCCACGACGACGGUCGAAUCCACCAGCAAAUCCUAGUCAAAAUUCAAAACGUAAAAAAUCAUCUGGUGGUAAGAAAGUAUCGACAAGCGGUGGUGGAACUGGUUCUGGUAUGGAGAUGAGUCCAGGCACGAUUGAUGAUCAUCGUACGAUCGGUAGUGAAGACAGUUCAUGUGGAGUACAAUUACAUUUGUCACAGCUACAAGAUUCACCGUCACAAGCGAUGCUCAGCAUGGACGAUGCACAAUCCACCGAAGGUUCAAUGGAUAUACCAGGCAUGCGUGGUUUACAUGGCAUGGACAAUUCAAACGAUUGUAUGGACCGUCCGUCAUCCUCACAAUCGGCAUCCGCUGUAUCUGCGACUUCUGUUUCUGCGACGUCUGUAUCUGUACCGACCAAUGUCAAUGUAAGUGUCUCUAGUGCGCAUCAAACCCCUCAACAAACCCAUCGACAGUUAAUACUCACUGACACAUCCAAUUCAACGGGUAAUCGUAACGUCAUCAUUACUGAUUCCGUCGUGAGUGAAGCUUUGGCACAAGUUGGUAAAAUCACAAAUACCGCCACUGUUCUGGUACCUGGAAAUUAUUUGUUGCCCAUGUCUAUGGUGAAAGGGGGUCAUCAAAUAACAAUUGUCUCCGGUGGUAGUAAAAUAUUAGCUGUGAAGCCUUUAAAAUUACCCACAACUUUAUCGAAUAAUCCGGGUGCGGCUGGUACAUCGCAACAGAUUACCACACAAGUUUUAGUUCCAACAUCGAAUGCUCAGAAGCUCUCAACACAAAUAUUAAAUCGGACAAUGGUAUCAUCGAGUGAAACGAGUUUCAUUCGAACCACUCAAUCUGCUACUGGUGCUGGUAUUUUAACUCUGGCUGAUACCGUAACGACUCAUUCCAGUUCGAAUAGUUUGGAUUUUAAUUCAAGUGGCGCUGUUUUAACGGUACAAUCGUCAAAUCACAAAAGUCAUUCAACGUCAAUGCUAGCGGAGACGAAUAAUGGCAACCAUCGAAACACCUCCCAUGCCCAUCAAUUGCAGCUACAAGUCAACGAUCCAACAACCAUUUCAGGUUCAAAUGGACCACUAUUGAGCCAAUUAUGUAACGAAUUAAAUGACAAUGGCAACCAUUCAUCUGGUAUGAUAUUAACGGAUCAUGGGAGUGCAUCGAACGUCAUAAAUGUGAGUCCAAUCCACAACGGUAAAGUGGAACGUGAUUGUAUUAGUAUCGAUAAUACCAAAAAUAGUUUUAAGAAGAAUUGGGCAAGCAACAGUCACAAUCACAGUAUAGACGGUAUUGAACAGCAACACCAUCCCGCAGGGGCAUCGCCGAUAUUUAGACAUAGUCCUGGUAUGCAAUAUGCCACAUCCACAAUUGGAUCUGACUCUCAAUCAGACAAGAAAUCACGUACUAUUAACAAUAAUCAUCAAAAACAAUUGAGUAUUCAAGCGCAGCGAAAACAGGCAGCUAUCGAACGUGAGUUACGCUUACAAAAAUCAUUAUCCGAGGAAUGUGAAGAUUUAGGUGUGGAUGAACCAAGUGCUAGUGAUUUAUUCCCCGAAGCAGAGAUACUGUUUGAUAAUACAAAUCAAUCGCCAUCGUUUGGAGUUGGAGCUAAUGUACUUUUACAAGAUGUCGUCACGACGACUUGUAGCAACGAUAAUGAUAAUGAUAACGACAACGAUGAUGAUAACAUCAACAUCUUUACGAAUACGUUAGAUAAUGGAAGUAGUCGAGACAUGAGUCUAACUAUGUCUAUGAGUAUGACGACUGCAUCAUCACAAGAUAUUAAGAACAAACUGAACGAGCAUAUCGAUUAUCUGCUAGUACAAAAGAAUAAAAUUAACAAGAACGGUACUACAAAAUUCCAUGCAAACGUUGUGGCCCAAUGUAGCAAUUCAAGUCAGUCUUCCUAUGAGGAUACCAACACACUUAUUACAAAUACUCCUCUUAUCUCAGAUGUUACAAUCCCCUCCCCUUUACCGCAAUCAACCUCCUACUGUCUACCUUCACCGUAUCGUGCUGAAUCGCCUUUAACGCAAGCAACGCACUCACAUUUGUACACGUAUUCAAAGAAAUCAAAUACAAAGUUAGCGGCGAAAAAAGGACGUAGUUACUCCUUAUUCGAAUCAGAUUGUGAAUUAUCUUCCUCAAGUCAUGAUGACACAAACUCUCGAACAAGUUCGACAUCGAACGACGCUAAAGAUAAUGAUUCGUUAUCAGAUUCAGCAUCUGAAGCACAGUCUGAUAACAAUACCCGAAAAUACAGUCGUAAACGACCGUAUAAAUUGUACGUGUACGAUGAAAAUGGGGUAGAUGCGUCAUCGUUUACGUGCGAUAAAGAUGAAACACACGAAACUAGCACGCAUACGCAUCUAAACAACACACCGUCUAGUGAUAUUGAUAACAAUGAGGAGUCUAUGUCAGCAAUGUCUGCGGACAUGAUGGAAGGCAUGUUGGAAGACUCAUCGGAAUCAUCACCGCAUUCGAUAUUAUCUGAUUCAGAUCUAGCAUCGAUCAGUAGUGGAUUACGACGUGCUUCGAAACGUGGACAUGUAAGAAAAGGAUGCCCUUGUUGUACGACGGCACAGGAUACAUCAUCCCCACCAACAAAAAGAAAAUUUGGUAAAAAAGCAUUUACACAACAUGGACAUGCAGCAACUAAAAAAAUCGGUGAUUUUUUAGCAAUUAGCACCAAAGAAGAGAGAGAGACAUUGAUUUUUUGCUAAAUGCCAUUAUUUUAUAAUUAUUUUAAGUACUAUAAUUUUGUUGCUAUUUUACGUAAAACUUAAUUGCCAUAUUUUAAGAUCUGUUUUUAUGUUUUUGUAAAUCCUAGAUUACAUUUUUUUUUUAAUAAUUGCUAUAAUUUUAAUUACAGUCAAAACUGGUUAGACAUUGAAAGGUUCUUACUCAAAUUUGGUAUUUUCUUUUUUUUCUCAGCUUAUUCAGGAAGCGAAAAGGUCUGCAGUAAAUUAUAGAACAGCCUGUAUAAGGAUCAAAAUUAAUUUAAUAAUUUUCAAAGUAGUUUAAUGGUCGUUUAUACCUUUUUAAUUGGUCACAGUAGCCGAUUUGUUAUUAUAACCAAUUUUGACUGUAAUUAAUUUGAAUAUAAUUUUUUUUUAUCGAGUACAAUUCUAAUAAUUCGCCUAACUCUGAAUCAAGUCCAAAUAAAACAUUUAAAAAUUAGUUUUUUUUUUAAUUUGCC
Molecule: messenger RNA, 15947 nt
Organism: Chrysoperla carnea
Lineage: Eukaryota; Metazoa; Arthropoda; Insecta; Neuroptera; Chrysopidae
Product: serine-rich adhesin for platelets-like
Exons: 8
Coding region: 190-15471 (5093 amino acids)
Molecular function (GO): protein binding
Source: RefSeq, a predicted model, not a curated record